AACGAGUUUCUGAAAAAUAAGAACCAAAAUGCAAGAAACAAAACGGUUCGAAUUUUCCAAUCAGGAGUAAAGUGGUCCAGCGGAAGACACUAGAAAAAAGUGGCGAGUACUGACGAGUCAAUUCAAGCUACUUUCAUCCUCCUCAGUGAAUAAACCAGCCACUGAAUACCGAUUUUCUGCUCUAAAUCACUCGGUGGAGAUAUUGCUGAGAAAUGGCUCAGUAUGGUCCAAGACUUGCAGUGCCCGUAGACUUGAAGAAGAAGCCGUGGGAGCAAAAAUACCCACUUCACAAUCGGUGGCAUCCAGAUAUACCCCCAGUUGCAGAGGUUACCUCUGGGGAACUUUUUAGAGUUGAAAUGAUAGACUUCAGUGGAGGUGCUAUCACCAAAAAUUACACUGCCCAUGAUGUCAAGCAUGUUGAUCACUCAACUAUCAAGUCGAACGUUUCCAGAAUAUGUACCAGUUCGUCCAUGGCGCCCCCAACUCCAAGACUGGUUGUGCCGGUAGACUUGAACAAGAAGCCAUGGGAACAAAAACUUCCUCUCCACAAUCGAUGGCAUCCUCACAUACCCUCUGUAGCGACCAUUAAUACUGCUGAAGUCUUUAGAGUAGAGAUGGUAGACUGGACAGGAGGUGCUAUUAAAGAUGAUAAUUCAGCACUAGACAUUAAACUUCUAGACCUCUCAACUGUCCAUUAUCUUAGUGGGCCAAUCAGAAUUGUGGAUAAUGAUGGCAUCCCAGCCCAGCCUGGAGAUCUGCUUGCUGUUGAAAUAUGCAACUUGGGUCCUCUACUAGGAGAUGAAUGGGGUUUUACAGCAACAUUUGACAGAGAAAAUGGGGGUGGUUUCUUGACAGACCAUUUUCCUCAUGCUACAAAAGCUAUCUGGUACUUUGAGGGAAUAUAUGCUCAUUCGCCUCAGAUACCAGGAGUGCGAUUUCCAGGUUUAACACACCCCGGGAUAAUUGGAACUGCACCAUCCUUGGAACUACUGUAUAUAUGGAAUGAAAGGGAGACAGAUGUUGAAGAAAAUGGAAUUAAGUCUUUCAAACUAUGUGAGGUUUUGCAUUCACGACCCUUGGCAAACUUACCUUCACCCAAAGGUUGUCUCCUUGGAAAGAUUCAAAAGGGCACUAUUGAAUGGGAGAAGAUUGCAAGAGAAGCAGCAAGAACAAUUCCAGGAAGAGAAAAUGGUGGAAAUUGUGACAUAAAAAACCUUAGCAGAGGUUCCAAGGUAUACCUUCCAGUUUUUGUAGAAGGAGCAAAUCUCAGCACUGGCGACAUGCACUUUUCACAGGGUGAUGGGGAGGUCUCAUUUUGUGGUGCAAUAGAGAUGAGUGGUUUCCUAGAACUCAAGUGUGAGAUUAUAAGAGGUGGAAUGAAAGAGUACCUUACACCGAUGGGCCCCACUCCCCUUCAUGUCAACCCAAUAUUUGAGAUAGGCCCAGUUGAACCAAGAUUCUCAGAGUGGUUGGUUUUUGAAGGAAUCAGUGUGGAUGAAAGUGGGAGGCAACACUACUUGGAUGCAAGUGUUGCAUACAAGCGAGCAGUACUUAAUGCAAUUGACUACAUAUCAAAGUUUGGGUACUCCAAAGAACAGGUGUACCUUUUGCUCUCUUGCAUCCCUUGUGAAGGAAGAAUAUCAGGAAUAGUCGAUGCCCCCAAUGCUGUGGCAACCCUGGCCAUCCCAACAUCUAUAUUUGACCAGGAUAUUCGUCCUAAAAAUAACCGGGUUCCACUUGGACCUCGCCUUGUAAAGAAACCAGAUGUCUUCAAAUGCACUUAUGAUGGGAACUUGCCCAUCACAAGGAAUCCUGGUGCCAUAUCAUGAUUCAUAAUUUUAACUUGAAAGUAGAAAUCACAAGAUACUGUAUAACAUAUCCCAGAAGUCAUAGGCUUUAUGCCACAAAAAUAAAGUUAACAUGGACAUUUGUAUCAUAUGAUGCUGCUAGCUAGACAACUGCUGGAAAUAUGUUAAGUGAUUUAUGGAUGUAUUUGGAUUAGUUGAUUUUUUAUUUGCUAUAAUUUAUGAUUAAAAAAA
This is a messenger RNA of Abrus precatorius (Indian licorice), 2039 nucleotides long. RefSeq names its product formamidase-like. The record is from RefSeq and is a predicted model, not a curated record. The transcript is spliced from 8 exons. NCBI's taxonomy places the organism in Eukaryota, Viridiplantae, Streptophyta, Magnoliopsida, Fabales, Fabaceae. Bases 213 to 1829 code for a protein of 538 amino acids. Gene Ontology annotation, molecular function: hydrolase activity, acting on carbon-nitrogen (but not peptide) bonds, in linear amides.